AUGAAGGAUAAUAAAAGGAUAGCUUCACUAGAGCACACAGAUAUAGUGAGAGGAAUAGUAAAAGCUGGUAAUUAUUGAGUAUCAAUAGGUGAUGACAAAACAAUCAAAUUUCAUAGUCUAAAUUGGGAGGCUUCACAAUCAGUUAUAGCCUAUAAUCUAACUCAUGGCAAAAAGCCUACAUCAUUAGUGUUUUUACAUAAUUUAAUUGUGUUCGCAGACAAAACGGGAGAAGCAUGGAAAAUUGAUUUGGCUAGACUGAGCUCAGGGAGAACCAAGGAGCUUGAUUGUAUCGCAUUUGCAAUGGGGCAUCAAUCCACAAUCACUUAUAUGGCAAAAGGAGAAAAUUCAUUAAUUACUGCUGAUAAGGACAAUAAAAUAAAGAUAAGCGAAAGUCCUCAGUUUUAUGAGGUGAGAAGUGUGCUGCUUGGGCAUAAUUUUACAGUUUUGUCUGCUAUAGAAUAUGAAGGGAAGAUUUAUAGCUCUGAUGAAAGUGGGUGCAUAAAGAAAUGAAAUGGGACUGAGGAAGAAGCUAGCAUACAGACUAUGGAAGCGGUUCAAUUAUUUGUAGCAAAUAAUAGGAUUUUGGGAGCUUCAAAGUCGGGGUAUUUUUAUGUAAAUCCAAGAAAUUUGCAGUCUUUGCCUAUUGCUUUGGAACCGUUUGGAAUUGCGGCAGUUUGGGAAAAUUAUCUUUAUCAAAUAGAUAGCGAGUUGAGCAUAAGACAAAUUGAUUUGAGGCUGCAGGGACAUAAAACAGAUAAUUAA
Messenger RNA from Blepharisma stoltei, 762 nucleotides. Lineage: Eukaryota; Ciliophora; Heterotrichea; Heterotrichida; Blepharismidae. The record is from the annotation of a GenBank genome assembly.